UGGAGACCUUGUGCCACAAACACUUCCAUUAAAAUAUAAGUCACCAUACAAAAAUCAUCCAACGGCUCACAUUCACUUAAAAAAGGCUAGGAGGAUAUAUUAUCCUUCUCACUUUGCUUCCUUCCUCUUAUUCAUUCCCAACUAUUCCAAACUUUCAUACAAUUUUCCUGUGGAGAUUAAAACAAGCUUAAAAAUGGCUUCCUUGACAAUGGUCUUUCCUCCGGUGGUGACCAGCUGGGCAACCGGCCAAGUGUACGCUGCAACAGCGGCCAAGGGAGGAAGCAAAGAAGAGAAGGGUCUGCUUGAUUGGAUCCUUGGAGGGCUAGCAAAGGAGGACCAGCUGCUUGAGGUUGAUCCAAUCCUGAAGAAGGUUGAGGACAAGAAUGGUACCGUCAGCGGCAGCAAGGGCACUGUGGUUGUGCCGCCGAAGAAGAAGCAGGGUGGCUUCGGAGGCCUUUUUGCCAAGAAGGACUGAUCAUUUGGAUGAUUGGUUCCCACACACUGGCAUUUCAGGCAGUAUUCUGUCUCAUUUGCUUUCUGUACUCAUUGAUCAUUGUGGAACAUGUUAAGCUGUGUUAAAUUCUUCA
Pyrus x bretschneideri (Chinese white pear) is the source of this 587-nucleotide messenger RNA. RefSeq lists its product as uncharacterized. The transcript has a single exon. The record is from RefSeq and is a predicted model, not a curated record. Gene Ontology annotation, cellular component: chloroplast. NCBI's taxonomy places the organism in Eukaryota, Viridiplantae, Streptophyta, Magnoliopsida, Rosales, Rosaceae. The coding region runs from base 194 to 475 and encodes 93 amino acids.